ACGAUGGCUGUUUGAGGAGGAGGACUGGAGGAGGUCGCACGCAACUGGAGGAGGAAAAGCUCAGCUCAUUGAACUGUGGAGGGUAAAAAGCAUAAAACACACCGAUCGGGAUAAAAAGAGGAGGAGAGCAACAAAUGAAAUAUGGUGUCUGCGGUCUCUUCUUCAUUGUAGCAAGUUCUGCCAAAUGGCUCGACCCUCAAGUGACAGCAAUGAGCCUGGCGCCCCUCAGACCACCCAGACAGGAUGAAUAGAGUACGUACAGGGUUAGUCCACGUGUGACCAAAAUAAGGACAAUCUAGCACAUGUCAUCGUCAGGCAGUUUUUGGUCGAGGUUGAGAUAGAGAAAAGUCAUCGUCAGCAUUUGACUUCAGCAGAGCGGGGAAGAACAAGGAAGCCUUUGAGAUGGACACACCUGGCCCUCAUGAACACAGGUGAAAUAGAAGCAGCCAUGCCUUCCUGUUGUUGAAGUCUUGAGAAAGUCUAGGGGCUAUUAAAAGGUUCAGUCAACCUUUAGAUAGCCUUUUAGACUUUGAUCUUGCCCAAGUAUGGAUUAGAAUAUGUACCCCAGAAAAACAUCAACCAGUUCUAUGCAAUGACAGCAUCAUGCAAGGAAAUCACAUCACUGCAGAUUACUAAGGGAUUCCCUUUUGGUAUCUUUUGGUUGAUACGGUUCAUCAUGGCCGACGGAUUAUCUUCAGUAUAAGUACGACACUAUGCUACACAACGAAACAAAGUAGAAACUGUAAUAUUCUACAAUAGAUUUGUUACAGUCGAUUUCUACAUUGAAUACCACAAAGGAUGGGAGCCACUCAAGCACCCUUAAAGGGUUGCCAAAGUUCCCACACUGUAGCCUCCAUAGCUUGGGUAGGACAAGACCGCUUGAGGCCAACUCAUCUCCGUGCAACUCUGACAAGAUUGCUUCAGAGAGAGAGUGAAGAAUGGGAGCCCCUCACAUUCGGCUAUGUCACUGGACAGGUAGGAGAAGUUGACAUGAUGGCUCGUGAGAUUGCAGUCAGGUGGCAAGGGGAAGUUUGCAGUAGACUUGGCUGGACAUUUGAAACUCGAUUUACCGCAGCUGCCUUCCUGGACUUGCUCUUGCACCGUGUAAGAAUAACUCCACGCUAUCUCCAUGCAGUAGCAGCAGCGGCUGUUUUCUUGGCUGCUAAAUUACAUGAAGAGGAUGAGAAUGUUCCAUCUACUUUGGAAGUAGUGGAGCGUGGAAAGAUGGGUUGUUCCCACCGGGAGCUUCUACGAAUGGAGAGAGUGUUGCUGGAUAAGAUGUCAUGGUACCCAAAGUCGUCUUUCACUUUAGAUUUUCUUCAAGUUCUGCAUGCCCUAGCAAUUGUCACUGGCCCUAAACAUCAGCAUGGGAACAGGAGUGAUUCACCAACUCGCCAGUUAAGCCAGUUAACUGAGCGAUUGUGGGAAGUGGUUUGUUCAGGACACAGUGGAAGUAUCAGACCAUCUUUAAUGAGUUUAUCAGUGCUCUCUCUGGACCUGGAUGCAUCUACACCUGAACCAGGAUUAAUCUUAUGGCUUCAAGCACUUGUGCAGGCAAGUGAUGAUGAGCUGGCUAAUGCUAGAGAAUUAGUGCAAGAUCUUUUGGGUGAAUUAGCUUUAACCAAGAGUGACUUACCAGUUCAACAAGGUAGUUACAAAGCAUCACCCUCGAGACCCAACAAACGCAAAGUGGCCCAAUCAAUGGACCCUGAUGAAGAUGAUCUAUACCUGGAUAUCAAGAAACUGUAUGCAUGUGAGAAGAUUGCCAGUACACCAGUUGUGUCAGACAAAGCCACUUCAGAAAAGCCAGAUGAAUCGGACGACACCUAUUACGAUAUUCGUCGGCUGUAUGCUUCUCCAGUUCCUGUGAGGACAGACUGUACCCAAUUGAAAGCAAGCAUUAGUCCAGGAAGUAAGACCAUAACAUGUGAUAAGAAGAAAAAGAAGAAGAAGAAAACUAAACCUACUUUCAAAUCAAAAUCUGCUGUAAGGAGCUGUUUGAAGCAGGCUUUUAAAAUCCCUUGCAAGAUAUCACUUAUUUCCACCAAGAAGAUUUUUGAGGACUUGUCCGAAGAAGGAGAAGAGGAAGAGGACAUGGAACUUGGAGAAGAAUGGGAAGGCCCUCUCAUUGAACCAGUAGGCAUCCUGAGAUCGCCCGUUUUUUCUCCAAUGAGUCCAGAAUUUCCUGACAUCCGUCAUCUCAUUGUCAAAAAAGAAGAUAUGUGUUGGCAGCAACAUGCUCAGGAAGUAACAGAGCAGAUAUAUCGUCCACUAACAUACGCCCAAGUGUUGCGUUUGCACCUUACUCCUUUAACUCAAGCCCUUGGUGUUUGAUUGAAUCUCUUUGAAGUUUUCAUAAAUUAAACUUGCAUAUGUUAGGUUAUUGACUAAUGCAGUUCAUAUUUCAGUAUUUCACUCUUUGGUACUAAUAUUUGCCUGAUCUCAGUCAUUUUCAGAUCUUUAAUAAUUUUACAAUUUUUAAUUAGCUUUUACAAAGAUUGCCCUUUAGUUCACCCACCAAUGAAAACAUUGUAAAAUUUGUGGACUAGAACCAUAAACAGUGUUUAUGGCAUUUGCCAUUCAUAAUAACAAUUGUUUCAUCUUUUGUUUUUCACGUUUUAGUGCAAAAUUCCAACUAAAAAAUGGCAAAACUAUGUAAACUAUGCUACUAUAUUCUAAACUUCUACAUACGUACAGAGUUUAUGUCUGCUUUCUGACUGCUUUAAAUGCUACAAAUAUGGUAAUGCAUAUUGCAGGAAAGAAAAAGUACUUGCACAAUUUGUAAGAUAAUGUUUCGUUGCAACAAAUAUGUUAAUAUCAGCUGGUGGUGUUUCAUGAUUUAAGCAUUUAUUGUUGUUGGCACAAGCUGUCAGUAGUAUUCUGAAUUUCAAGAAAGGUAAGUAAGAAAGCCUAUGAAUACUUUCUAUAAAAGCUUUAAGAAAAUAAACAGUGAAUUUAUGUGCUAUAAGUACUUAGAAAAGUCAUGAGAACACAUCUGAAUUGUAUAUAUCGCUUUGCAAGUAUGUUGUGGGUCUGGUAAAACUAAGAUAUACUUUAAAGCAAAAUGACAAUCAUAUGAUCAAGUACAAAAUGCUUAAGUGAUAAUUAGGAAAUAGCAGUAUGUAAUCUUCCAUCAAUGUGCUUCCUGUGUCACCGAUGCCAUUAGCUAUACCUGUACAGGUUAGGUUCUUGUGGAAGGUACCACUGUCAAUUACUGAAGAGGUGAAACAAACAUAGCGUGCUGUUGUGCAACAGUACAUUAAAGGUACAAAUAAUUAAGACAUACUUCAUACAUAAAUGUUUAAUAGCAUAUCUGUAUAUAUUUGGUACAAUUUAUAACCACCCUGCUUUGAAUGCAGAUACCUCAUAACAUUUUUUUUGAAAUUUUUGUCAUAAUGCACUCAUUUGAAAAUACCAGUGUCAUGAUGUGCACAAGAUUUGUUUUAUCACAAUGAAGUUACAUGAAAAUUCAGUAGUUUAUCUUAUAUUGGUAUGAAGUUUAAUCGUCUUUUUCAUAUUUACCAUCAGCAAAAAACUAAUAAAGUUCAGUGAUUAAUUGGAUGGGAUUCUUGAGUCAUCUUUGUAGCAUUCAAGCAGACACAUUUUAGGAUUGUCGUUUUUAUGAUUAUAAUUCCCAGAGAAGUUGCAUGAAUCGCUGCUAGAAAACAAAGGAGGAAUUGAAGAGGGAGAAAUCUAUAUUCUGAUGAUUAAAAGUAUGAUAUGGUAUGUAGUUGCUUGAUGUGAUCCUUGGAUGAUUUUAAUAUGCAUGUAAAGACAAUUUUUUUUAGCAUUUUGUACAGAGCUUUGUAAUUACAGUAAUAAGGACUGUAUAGUAACAGGAAAACAUGGUGCUAAGGGAGUCAUUGUUUACACAGGAAUUUAAUUGCACAAUAAAUAUGAGCGAGCGGUAUACUGCGAGUGCUAAGUCAUUAUGCCAUUCACAAACAACACUGAUAUGGUAGGUUAAUGUGGUUUGAGUACGAAGUGACAUUAAAGCAGUCUUUUACCACAGAUUUCUAUGAGAUUUAUGUUGCAUUACUUAAAAUAAUUUUCCCUAUUUUUAUUAUUCUUCUGUCUAAAAAUAUAGUUUGUAAUAAAAGAAAAUAUAUUAUUUUUAUAUAAUAAAGGAACUCUCUCACAAAUCUUAAAUACAGUAUUCUUUGUCAUCUAGAGGAAUGUACAUUUGAAAUAUAUGUGGUCUGUUAGGUUCUCAAUAAAAAGUGUUUCAAGAAGUACUUUUGUAAGGUAAAGUCCUAAAAUCUCAAUGAAUACGAGAUUGAAAAAAUAACUGAAAUUCUACAAUCCAUCUUCUUAAUCAUUUCUACCUGGUAUUGAAAAUCUCACCAGGGGCACACUUUUCCAAAAAGUACCCAUUUAAAUAUAGUUUGAUCAUUUAAACUCACUUUUGUCUCUUACAAAUGUAUUGAUCUUGUAACACAAAAAGAGAAUAAGUUUACAUGUAUUUCAUGCUGUAUGUUAUGUUACAAGAGCCAGUUCUUAGAUUUAAUUUCUCCUGUUAUAGUAUUGCACUUCAAAAUGCAGUUUUGACAAUUGUGGUUGCGAUUCUUCUAGAACACAAAUUUUAGGAUACUGGUAAAUAUGAUAUAUUCCACUAACAAGUGGAAUUUCUUGCUGAUAGCACUGUAUCUCACAAAUUUGUUUGAAAGUAGUACUUGUGUUUAUGACAGUUCCAAUUAAGAUUUAACUUGUAAGCUAGAGAAAUGUGAUCCAGAGCAGGAAUUAUUUAAUAAUAUUUUUUUAUAUUUUCUUUUCUUCACUGCUUUAACACAUAAAAUGUUAGUUUGCAUUAGUAUUUUGCAGGGAUAGUUUAGGCUUUAAAGAUUCCCUGCCCUUGAUCUUUUUAUUAAAGACACCUUUUGUUCUGUUCUCUACAUAGAUAGGGGAAACUGCUAUGAUUUUCUGUACAAAGGGUGCUCUUUUAAAUAAAUUGGGAUCUAUAACUGCAUGUAGUAAUUACUUAGUAUAUUUUUGAAAAAGAAGAAAUGUUAUUUUAUAAAAAUAUAAGGCCCUUCUGUAUAUAUAAAUUUAAUCUUGUGUUCUUUUUAUAUCAGUAGGUUAGUUACACUUUUCGUUGCUGCAUUUGCUCAAAAACAGUUUAUGAACAAAUGUAACCUGGCUAGUCGAUUAAGCAUUCUAGAAGUUUCAUUUUUGUUCAAGUAUUGAUUGGUGCUGCCAUUUAUGUAUACACCGUUAAUACAGAAAUGCAUUAUGCUGCCUGUAGAGAGAGAGAUAAUGUAAAACUGGAUGUUUUAAAGACACGAUGGGCUAUUAAUGUGACCAGUUUACAGUCAGGUUCCACAGUGUGUAGGUUUUAUUGAAGUUCCCUCUGUAGUGCAUUAUGUUGUUUUGGUCAUGUCAUUUUUAAUCAGUUUAUUUAGUUACAACUUCACUGUUGUGGGUUCAUGUCCAGACUUCACCCCUUUCUUCAAAUGAGAAUCACUGUAACCACCUAUGAUGGCAUGCAUGUCUCUAGUCUUCUUUUUAAAUACGA
Macrobrachium nipponense is the source of this 5512-nucleotide messenger RNA. Its product is annotated as cyclin-I-like. Gene Ontology annotation, cellular component: nucleus; cytoplasm; cyclin-dependent protein kinase holoenzyme complex. Gene Ontology annotation, molecular function: cyclin-dependent protein serine/threonine kinase regulator activity. The record is from RefSeq and is a predicted model, not a curated record. Lineage: Eukaryota; Metazoa; Arthropoda; Malacostraca; Decapoda; Palaemonidae. Gene Ontology annotation, biological process: mitotic cell cycle phase transition; regulation of cyclin-dependent protein serine/threonine kinase activity. The transcript has 9 exons. Bases 799 to 2334 code for a protein of 511 amino acids.